AUGGUGCGAUUUCUUGCUGCUGAGAGCGGAGCAGAUUUUAGCGCGCAGGAUUAUAUGGGAAAUACAGCGUCACAUUACCUUGCUUCGUAUAAGAUUGUUAACAAGAAAGCUCUGAACUUCCUCCUCUCGUUUACGGAGGCUGCGAAGAGUUGGGCGACGGUUGAGAAUGAGGCUGGCUAUACUACUGCGGAUCUGUAUGAGCUGGGUCAGCUGGUUAGUGAAGUACGAGAGUUGGAAGCAUGA
Fulvia fulva is the source of this 243-nucleotide messenger RNA. RefSeq lists its product as uncharacterized. Lineage: Eukaryota; Fungi; Ascomycota; Dothideomycetes; Mycosphaerellales; Mycosphaerellaceae. The coding region runs from base 1 to 243 and encodes 80 amino acids. The record is from RefSeq and is a predicted model, not a curated record. The transcript has a single exon.